GGGAAGAGGUGGCAAUCAGGGCGGGCCAAUCGGCGCUGGCUCCAGCUCGAUGCUGCCGCCCCGGCCGGGUUGCUCUGUCGCCGCUGCAGCCGCUGCCUGGGUCCCUUCGGCGGUGCCUGUGCGUGGGGACUGCCUCCCCGGCUCCGGGCGCAGACACCAUGUACGGGUUUGUGAAUCACGCCCUGGAGCUGCUGGUGAUCCGCAAUUACGGCCCCGAGGUGUGGGAAGACAUCAAAAAAGAGGCACAGUUAGAUGAAGAAGGACAAUUUCUUGUCAGAAUAAUAUAUGAUGAUUCCAAAACUUACGAUUUGGUUGCUGCUGCAAGCAAAGUCCUCAAUCUCAAUGCUGGAGAAAUCCUUCAGAUGUUUGGGAAGAUGUUUUUUGUCUUUUGUCAAGAAUCUGGUUACGAUACAAUCUUACGCGUCCUGGGAUCUAAUGUCAGAGAAUUUCUACAGAAUCUUGAUGCUCUGCACGACCACCUUGCUACUAUCUACCCAGGUAUGCGUGCACCUUCCUUUAGGUGCACUGAUGCAGAGAAAGGCAAAGGACUCAUUCUGCACUACUACUCAGAGAGAGAAGGACUCCAGGAUAUUGUCAUUGGAAUCAUCAAAACAGUAGCUCAACAAAUACAUGGCACUGAAAUAGACAUGAAGGUUAUUCAGCAAAGAAAUGAAGAAUGUGAUCACACUCAAUUUUUAAUUGAAGAAAAAGAGUCAAAAGAAGAGGAUUUUUAUGAAGAUCUUGACAGAUUUGAAGAAAAUGGUACCCAGGAAUCACGCAUCAGCCCAUAUACCUUCUGCAAAGCUUUUCCUUUUCACAUAAUAUUUGAUCGGGACCUAGUGGUCACUCAGUGUGGCAAUGCCAUAUACAGAGUGCUUCCCCAGCUCCAGCCUGGGAAUUGCAGCCUUCUUUCUGUCUUCUCUCUGGUUCGUCCACAUAUUGAUAUUAGUUUCCAUGGGAUCCUUUCACACAUCAAUACAGUUUUUGUAUUGAGAAGCAAGGAAGGAUUGUUGGAUGUAGAGAAGUUAGAAUGUGAGGAUGAACUGACUGGUACUGAGAUCAGCUGCUUACGUCUCAAGGGGCAGAUGAUCUACCUACCUGAAGCAGACAGCAUACUUUUUCUGUGUUCACCAAGUGUGAUGAACCUGGACGAUUUGACAAGGAGAGGGCUGUAUCUGAGUGACAUCCCUCUGCAUGAUGCCACGCGCGAUCUUGUUCUUUUGGGAGAACAGUUCAGAGAGGAAUACAAACUGACACAAGAACUGGAAAUCCUCACAGACAGGCUGCAGCUCACGUUAAGAGCCCUGGAAGAUGAAAAGAAAAAGACAGACACUGGCGCUCUCCUAAUCCUGCUGAACAGAUUGCUGUAUUCUGUCCUUCCUCCGUCUGUGGCCAAUGAGCUGCGACAUAAGCGCCCAGUGCCUGCCAAAAGAUAUGACAACGUGACCAUCCUCUUCAGUGGCAUUGUGGGCUUCAAUGCUUUCUGUAGCAAGCAUGCGUCUGGAGAAGGGGCCAUGAAGAUUGUCAACCUUCUCAACGAUCUCUACACCAGAUUUGACACGCUGACGGAUUCUCGGAAAAAUCCGUUUGUUUAUAAGGUGGAGACUGUUGGUGACAAGUAUAUGACAGUGAGUGGUUUACCAGAGCCAUGCAUCCACCAUGCACGAUCCAUCUGCCACCUGGCCUUGGACAUGAUGGAAAUUGCUGGCCAGGUUCAAGUGGAUGGUGAAUCUGUUCAGAUAACAAUAGGGAUACACACUGGAGAGGUAGUUACAGGUGUCAUAGGACAGCGGAUGCCUCGGUAUUGUCUUUUUGGAAAUACUGUCAACCUCACAAGCAGAACGGAAACCACAGGAGAAAAGGGAAAAAUAAAUGUGUCUGAAUAUACAUACAGAUGUCUUAUGUCUCCAGAAAAUUCAGAUCCACAAUUCCAUUUGGAGCACAGAGGCCCAGUGUCUAUGAAGGGCAAAAAAGAACCAAUGCAAGUUUGGUUUCUGUCCAGAAAAAAUACAGGAACAGAGGAACCAAAGCUGCAUGAUAACUGACUCUGGGAUUGUGGGAUGAGGAAGACAACAGUUAUCUCCUAACACAAGCCAAGCCCAGGAGCAGUUCUUCCCUCUGGAUACAGAUUUUACUUUGUCCUUGUCAAUUAUCCCAAGCCUUUUUCCUAGGUAUAUCUCUCACUAUCCAUUAUUCAACUUCAGCUCUGCUUUCGAUUAUUUUUAAAGUUUUAGUAUGUUAUAUGAAGUUUGGCUUUUGAUGUGGAUGAUGUGAGCUUCUUGUGUCUUAAAAUCUACUACAAGCAUUACCUGACGUGGUCAUCUGCAAGUAGUAGGCAUCCAAUAACUAUUUGUUGAAUUUAAUUCAAUGAAAUUGAACAAUAUUUGGCCAUGUGUAUAUAUAUUAUGGUUUAUCAAAUCUGUUUAGUGCUCCAUAUAUACGUAUAUGUAUAUUUUAAUGACUAUAACAUGUAACAAAGUUUAUAUCAUGUGGGUAUAUAUCAUUGUAGAAAUCGUUUUCUAAAGGAGUGAAUUCUAAGUUUUAGGGAAAAAAUCCAAUUUAUUUUCAGACUGUCAAAGUAAGAAUUGAUAUACCAUGCUAUGAAAAUAGUGACUAUUUUGAAGUAUGCUAAUUUCCCUUUGGGAAUAUAGAAUACUCAUUUCUUUUGUUAAAGUAUUUGGUUGCUCAUUCAAAUCAUAUGGCAAUUAUGCUUCUAAAAUGCUGUCAUUUGUAUUGUAUCCCGUGUAUUAAAUCUCAUUAACCACAUGCAGCUGUUAUAGAAAGCUGCGCUGUUUCACACUGAGCUAUUCCAUUAGCUCGGGCUAAAUGUUAGGAGCUCUAACCAUACCCAAGAAUAAAGCUGGAAACAUACUGCUGGGAUACGUCUGUUAGAACAUUCUCGGCCUUUUAUUUCCAGAAAUGAGCUUCCUUUUCUUAGCUUUGAAGAAUGUCAUUACAUCCAGGACAUCAUGUUCAGGAAAAUUAGUUUAAUUUCAACAUAGAGUGCAUUAUUACAAUUGGAAUAAUUGGCCUCUUGUUCUUAAAUGUAUCUGAUAAUUUAUUAAUAUAUAUCUUUAUAAAAUAGAGUGCAACUACUUUUGUGUAAAAAUGGUUGUCUUUAAAUUUAGUAUUUCCUAUCAGCACAUCAAUAUAUGUAUAAAUGUUCCAUGUUAAUGUGUAAAAGAAUCGGCAAUAAAUUAUUUUUUCCACUUG
This is a messenger RNA of Lemur catta (Ring-tailed lemur), 3213 nucleotides long. It is a transcript of the gene GUCY1B1, whose product is annotated as guanylate cyclase 1 soluble subunit beta 1. The transcript has 14 exons. The coding region runs from base 159 to 2045 and encodes 628 amino acids. Gene Ontology annotation, cellular component: guanylate cyclase complex, soluble. Gene Ontology annotation, biological process: response to oxygen levels; cGMP biosynthetic process. Gene Ontology annotation, molecular function: guanylate cyclase activity; heme binding. The record is from RefSeq and is a predicted model, not a curated record. Lineage: Eukaryota; Metazoa; Chordata; Mammalia; Primates; Lemuridae.